Molecule: messenger RNA, 3215 nt
Organism: Portunus trituberculatus (swimming crab)
Lineage: Eukaryota; Metazoa; Arthropoda; Malacostraca; Decapoda; Portunidae
Exons: 6
Coding region: 154-1200 (348 amino acids)
Source: RefSeq, a predicted model, not a curated record
CGGUAUCCAUUCAGUUCUCAGGUCUCCCCCGCUCUCUCUCUCUCUCACUUCUGGCUCUCUCACUUGCUCUCACUGCCUGGCUCUCCCUCUCACUCUCCCACUCUCCCAGGCUCUCCCACUCCCCCUCUGAAGACAAACAGACAGACAGACAAGAUGGCGGGACUGUUUCUAAGAAGUAUUCUGGUAUACACACUGACAAUCCGCUGUGGUGCUUCUUUUCAUAACACAGAUGAAGGAUAUGGAGCCGUGGCGGACGAUAACACGAGGCCACGGCCCGUUGAGUUACCAUGGUCCCCUUCCCUUGAACGAGAGAUGGCGCGCAGAGGAGCGACAGAGAGCAGCUCGGAGCACGUGCAGCCUUUGGAAUCUGAUCACUGGAGGUCGAUAGAUACCCUGAGUCCCCGCCAGGAAGAGGAGAGGCCGCUGGUACCCAUAGAAAUUGAAUUAUCACAGAGAACUCGUGCGCAGUUGGAUACACUGUCUCGCUCGGCCCACCUUGCACAACCUCGAUUUGGUCUCGAAACGCCGCUCGACCCUCUGUCCUCCUCCUCCAGUCUAAAAUACGUGCAUGAGGGCGAUUUGCUGAAGUUACGCCUGGUUUUGGAUAAUCUAACCCUUGCAGGGCUCAGUUCGUUGUCAGUUCAAGAGGUUACAUUCCAGCGCGGAUCGGCAGGAGAGGAUCUAGGCAGGCAUGAGUCAACUGACGGAGGAGGAAGACACGGGCGGAGGAAUGGUCGGCGAGCAGCGAGUAGUUCUGGUUUGGUGCGGGCUGCCUUCUCUCAGGUAGUAGUGAGGGCCAAGUACCAAGUGAGAGGCAGUGCUGGGGGCUUCCUUACCUUCAGGGAGAGUGGGAAUUUGACUCUCACUGCCCCGACUGUGUUUUUGACUUCCCGCCUCUCUCUCAUCCUGCCGCCGCCGCCUCCUCGGUCAUCGCCGCGCUCUGUUACAACACCCCACAGGCGUCACGGGGGCAGGGUGAAGGUGGUGAGGGUGAGGAGUGAGGUGACUACGGGCCCCACCACCCUGACCAUCCAACCUGCCGCCCAUCCGCCUAAGUGGGUGAGGCAGCAGGUGCAGACAAAGCUGGAGGAGUUAUCGAGGGACCUCAGCCAUGGACACGGGGCGGUGCGGCGUCUCCUGCACCUGUGGGGAAAGCUCCUGAAGAGACUGAUCCACCGCACUGCUCGCGCCAUUGCCUAGACGCCCUUCACUUUCACCAACCCACUCACCAAGCCACCAAGCCAGCCAAGCACGUGGCAUUUGUGGUAUGGGAAAACAAAGAAGGUGUUAUAUUGAAGUUAAGGAUUAGAGUGGUGUUACUGGGAAGACAUUAGUGAGUAUUAGUGUGAUAAGAUGAAUGAUGCGUACAAUAAGGUUUUAUUGUUCGUGUAUUUAAGAGAUGAAUGUUUUAAGAAAGGAAUUGCGUCUUAACUAUGAUAGGGAUUAAAAAAAAAGAAGUAAAGAUUAAGGUGGUGCUAUUGAAGGGAAAGCAUUGGUGAGCAUUAUAGGAUGAAUUAUUACAAGGUUUCAUUGUUCGUGUAUUAUAUUAAAGAUGAAUGAUGCAAGGGCUACAGCAGUGGUUCUCAUCCUGGCUGGGGGCCAUGGCAACAAUUUAAGGCGGCCAUGGCAAACUGUUACAAGUUUUAAAAUUCUAAUUCAUUUUGGAAAUCUGAAUAAAAAAUUGUAUAACUGUCCUCGCAUAAGAAAAUUUUUCUUUUAAUUGAUUGACGAUAAAAAAAAAAAAACAGUAGCGACACAGUGAUGUUACGUAUGCAUGUGUCCGUGUGUGUGAAAUUGUUAUUGUUUGUGCAAUGUCGGAGUGAGGUUUGGGAGGUAAAUGAAGGGGAGCCACGCGAUUGUUAGGAAUUCAUGAAGGGGAUAUGGAGACAGAAAGGAUGAGAACCAGUGGGCUAGUGGGCUAGAGUUUGUUUUAAAGCAGUGGUUCCCAACCUUUUGGCACUCGCGACCCCUUAACCAAAAAGUUUGAAACCCAUGUGACCCCCUACUAGGGCUUACUAUCAGCAGCUUAAUUUUGUUUUUAUUUUCUGUGAAGGCGAGGAAAGAAAUAUCUAAAAAGCAUUUAAAAAUCCUGUAAUUACACAGGCAUAUUCACUCACAGGCACGCAUACACACACCCAUAAUAUCACGUAAUGACAUUGAACUAAUGUAGCACAAGCUUUUUUUUUUCACCGAUAAAAAAGAAAAAAUGUAAGAGCAUAAAAAAAAUGUAAUUGAUGAGAUAAAAUUAAUAUUAUCCCAAUCUACUUCUGGCAAGGCUACGCGACCCCCUGCCAAGGCUUCGCGACCCCCCAGGGGGUUACGACUCACCGGUUGGGAACCCCUGUUUCAAAGAGAAGAAAAACGUUUUUAUUAUGACAGAUAUGACAAAAAAAAAAAAAAGACAAAAUUUGAGGUUGCGCCACUGAUUGAAAGGGGAAUAAAGAGUUGGUUGUUAUGAGACAUGGAUGAUUUUAAAAGAAAGAUAAGAUGCGUCUUUAUCAUGAUAGUUAUGAUCAAAAUAAGAUGAAAAAUAAGUAAAGUAAAGAUUAAUUAACUUCUUGUCAAGGGAGGGGGAAAAUUGAACGAACAUUGCCAUUAUAAGAGACAAGGUUGAUAUAAAAGAAUUAGUUGAUACAUUCCCUCAUAAAGAGUAUAUCCUGUUCACCUUUUCAGUUUACCUGGGCACACCUGAGGAAAGUACAGGUGUUAAUUGGAGAACUGAUGUAGAAGUUUGAAUAUCAUAAUAAUGACCUUUAAUUUCACGUAUAUUAAGGGCUGUUUUCCUUUGAUAUACUUGUUAGACGAUAUUGUUGUUGAGAGAGAGAGAGAGAGAGAGAGAGAGAGAGAGAGAGAGAGAGUGUGUGUGUGUGUGUGUGUGUGUGUGUGUGUGUGUGUGUGUUGUAUAGGGUUGCCAUAUGUCCAAAUUUCUCGAACAUGUCCGGAAUUCACCUGUUGAAAUCUGUCUCUGGGGAUAUUUUUGAAACUUCCUUAAAUGUCUGGAAUUUCAGCUUCCAUCAAUGACUGUUAAAAAAAAAUGUAUUUCUAUAGGUUGAAAUGGUGGGAGAAAAGAAGGGAGAAGGGUUUACUGGAUGGCAGCUGCUUUGGUCUGGUUUUGCUCAUUAGUUAACGAAAAUAAAUAGAUAAAUAAAUGAAUGAAUAAAUAAAUAACAAGAGGAGUGAUGGAAGAGAAGGAGGAGAAUAAAAGAGGAAGAGGA